CCCCGCCUUUAAGGGUGAAGGAAAGGAGACCGAGCCUGUCUGAGUGGCCCCCAUGCUGACAGCCUGUGUCUUUAAGGAGCCAUGUAAAGAGGGCGUGUUCAAACACACUACCAAGGCAGGAGGCAUUGUAGUGACUUAUUGCGCCUCAAAGCAGCACCAUCGCUACUGAGGAUGCGGUGACAGCACCAGUAAUAUUGCUAUAUAUACAAAAAGACAUCUGUCUGUCAAACACACUUCUGUGGAUUUCCCCAGAGUUUGAUCUGAACGCUUUACGUUUUCUUUUCGUUUGCUGAAUGCGACCCCAUUGUCAACCUGCUGGGGGCCUAAAAGUGAAGCAGCACCCGGCUUCAUGAAUGGGGAUGCUCGGUUCCCACGCUGACUGCACUUGAGGAUCGUCAUUAAUCAUUCCAAGGUCUCUAAUAAGGAUUACAUUAAAGAUUUGGAAGCUCUUUGUGACCUCGCAAAACAAAACCGCUAAUCAGCCACCAUGCCAAUCCUUAAACAGCUGGUGUCCGGCACCUCGCAGACCAAGCGACGCUCACGCAUGGACUUGACCAGGGAGAUGAUCAGCGCUCCACUGGGAGACUUCCGCCACACCAUGCAUGUAGGCCGCAGUGGUGAUGCGUUCGGAGACACCUCCUUUCUCAGCACCCGCUCAGGAGAACCUCCCCCUGAGAGCAACUUCUUCCCCCGCUCUCCCCGGCCCGGCCUCCUGUCUCGCACCUUCAGGAGCAGCAAACGCUCCCAGUCGGUGACCAGAGUGGACCAGCACAGAGACAACCCCCUGGAGACCCCUGGUGGGUCACCGACCUAUGUGAAGAAUGCCAUGUCCAUGCCCUUCCUCAAUGAUGACGACAGAGGGGACAGUAUGGUGGCAAAGAGUUUGUCCUCAAGUCCUUUAAAGCAUCACGGGGAGGUGGAUGGGAGAGGCGCAGCUGCAGCUGCUCACUUCCUGGAGCUGGAAGAGCAAUGUUUUGGGGAGCUGACUGAGCUUCCAGAGAGCUCCCACCACUACGGUGGCGGCAUGAAGCACGCCGAGUCAGUGAUGUCUUUCCACGUCGACCUGGGACCCUCUAUGCUGGGAGACAUCCUCGGGGUGAUGGAGAAGGAGGAUGACGAUCUCGGCUACGAGGAGGGCAAGAGCAGCGAGGGCCACGCCUCACCAACUCUCAGCACCCACGGCGAGGAAGAGGAUAGCGUGGAGAGAGAAAAAGAUGGGGAUGGGGAUGGGGAUGCAGAGGAGGAGAUGGACAAAGAAGCCGCAGAACUGCAGCAGCAGACCUUCAAGCAUCCGGCCAGCUCUGUAGAUCUGGAGCCUGAGAUUGGAGGCCCCUACACCCCAGAGUAUACUCCCGAAACUCGGCCCAAACACUUGCAGCAUCUAGACAGCUGCUCCAUGUCCAGCUCUGGCUCUGCUGCCCUGGAUGAGAAACCGAACAGCCAGACCUAUGCAGGAGACACAGACAGCGCCACCUUCAGUGCCCCGCCGGAGGAGGAGAGCAACUUCUCCUCUUUCUUGGAGGAUGAAGACGAUGAGAUCCGCGUGUGAGACUCUGAAGUCUUCUAAAAAAAAUAUCAAAAAGAAAAAAAAAAAAUAGGACCGAGCUCUGGAAGGGGACUGGCAAGUCCUUUGACAGUGUGGAUUUGCACUUGAACAGAAAUAAGACAAUGUUGUCUGUCGGGUACUGUGGGAAUGGGACUGUGAAGAAGACGGGACGACUCUUGCUUUGUAGGUCUGCGAGGAGAGAGUGACUGUUCCUUUUUUGGAAGAGCCCAAAACUCCAACUGUCUUACCCUCCACUGUCUGUCAAUCCGUCUCUCCCUUUUGAACACUGAGGGAACUGACAUGGAACAACAGCCACUCUGAAUAUGGAACAUUCCAGAAGUAAGCAGGGAGGACGGGUUAGAAAGAAACUUUUAGGGAAAACACUUUCCAUAACUAAAGCUCAGUUCACACCUUCUCUCUCUUUCCUCUCACUUGACAUGUCACAUGUGCUUUUCAAAUUUUGGUUUGCCUCUCUUCUUCUUCUUCUUCUUCUUCUUCUUCUUCUUCUUGUACUUUCUCUCACUGGCUGUGGGACAUCAUGAGGCCUGAGCUGAACAGAAGGCCUCUGUCACCACAGGACCACUGGUGGGUAUCUUGUCACAAUAAAGGGGGCUGUGUUUGUCACUGCAGUGUGAAGCCCUGCCUUGAGCCCUUUUUUCAUCUGAAAAUAUUAUAGCAAAGUGCCAUAGAUCUGUCAGAGCUUUUCCCCCUUAUGCAACUUGGGGUCCUUGUGACGCUGUUCAAAGGCUGCAAGUUCCUGCUGUAAAGCUGGACCACAAAGCCCAAAACCAAAAUGUAUCUUCUGUUUUUUUUAAUUCACAGGCUUAGCCUCAGUGCAAAUGAGAGAAAAGCAGGGUUGUAAUGCUAAUGGUGGAUUAAUUUGCCUGCAUUAACUAUAAAGCGCGGUGUGACGAGGAGAGCGUGGAGAGGGAUUGUACACUGUGUUAGUUGUUGAACAGAUUCUUUAUUUGCCGUACCCGUGAAGCCGUUAUGAUGAUGAUUUUACAGAUUUACGUUAACCGACACGAAUUGGCUACCUUCUUCUUACCGGUCUUUCAUUUCAAGUUGAAACCGAAAAAGUUUGAUAACCACUUCCUUCCUUGUUUUCGUACAUCCAAGCAACUGCAGUGGUGCAACUGAAUUGUGUAAAUGAUGUUGAUCCUCAUCAGCGGCUGCAUUUCUUUUAAUGUAUCAAACGGUUUCCACUACUACUCGUGAGGAGGGCUUUAAGAUAUGUAUUGUUGGAAGUCCGUGCUGCAGGCACAAUUGAACCAGACACUACUGGUAUUGGGUGUUUAAUACCUGUUGUUGUUUUUUAUCUUUGAACAAAAAAAAAAUGUUAUGCUACGUCUGUUUAUAAAGUGGAUAGAAAAGAAAGACACAGCCAGCAAUAGAUUUACAAAAAAGAAGAAAUUGCUAUUUUUAUUCAAGUUGCAUAGUCAUUGCAGCUUGACUGUAUCUCUUGCAUCAUUAAAAGCCGCGGCCAGAAGUAUUGAGGCUCAGUUGCGCUGAUUUGAUUUCACUGCCUUAACUGAAACUGACAGAUGUGCCAAAUCACAAUUUUCUAGCCAAAAAUAAUUUUACUUGUGAAGCUCACUUUUGGGAGAGCCUGUCAAAUGCGUCUGUCUUUUCCUUCUCUGUGUGGGUAAUCACUGUUGAGAUUUGAGUUUAAGGCUGAGUUUCAGCACGUAGGUUAAAAAAAAAUAAUGUCUUUCCUGGUCAUGUCAAAUCAUGCAGACGGGAAGAAAAAGAAAAAAAAAGGAAAAGAAUGAAUUUGCAUAACUGGAUAUUUAUCAAUCACUCAAACACUACAUAAUAUAUUCAGGUAAUUUCUUAACAAUUGUGUGUGAAUGGGAAGUUGUCUGUGUUGCUCUCUCUGUAUAAUGUGUAUGAUGCCUUACUUCUUUACUGUUACCUUUUUUUCUGUAUUAUCCAAAAUAACCUAUAUUUUUCAAUAAAAUAAAUCCUGAACAUCUUU
Cottoperca gobio is the source of this 3524-nucleotide messenger RNA. It is a transcript of the gene cdc42ep4a, whose product is annotated as CDC42 effector protein (Rho GTPase binding) 4a. Gene Ontology annotation, molecular function: small GTPase binding. The transcript has 2 exons. The record is from RefSeq and is a predicted model, not a curated record. Gene Ontology annotation, biological process: positive regulation of pseudopodium assembly; positive regulation of actin filament polymerization; regulation of cell shape. The coding region runs from base 488 to 1549 and encodes 353 amino acids. NCBI's taxonomy places the organism in Eukaryota, Metazoa, Chordata, Actinopteri, Perciformes, Bovichtidae. Gene Ontology annotation, cellular component: plasma membrane; cytoplasm; cytoskeleton.